Molecule: messenger RNA, 1326 nt
Organism: Sporothrix schenckii 1099-18
Lineage: Eukaryota; Fungi; Ascomycota; Sordariomycetes; Ophiostomatales; Ophiostomataceae
Exons: 1
Coding region: 1-1326 (441 amino acids)
Source: RefSeq, a predicted model, not a curated record
AUGACGAGCAAGAUGAAGCGCCUCUUCUCCACGGCGCAAAAGACACAUGGUCAACCUUAUCACAAGGACGGCAAAGGUGGCCCGUCCAGCAGCAGCAGCGGGAGCAGCAAUCCCUUGCCGUCCAUGGCCGACCUCAGUCUGCGCAACGGCCCGGCCAACGGCAGCACACGCUCCCGUACGCCGCCGCCACCGCCCAUUUUUGCCGGAUAUAUAGGUGGUGGUGCUCCGGGUGGUGCGGGAGGUGCGGGAGGCUUUGGUGGUCUUGGUGGGAGCCAAUUCUUCCCAGCCGCCGGCAUGCCACAGCAAUCGCAUGGGCAGCCGCAGCAAACCCAAUUCCCGCCCCCCGGUGCCUUCUACAACGGCGUGGAUGUGGCGAAUCCGCUAGGCGGUGCAGCCGCAGCUAGCAACGGCAUCGGGCUACCAUACGGAAACGGUCCGAGUGCAAAUGGCGGGAGCGUCAACGGGAGCCUCGGCGGCCCGUCGUACGGCGCCGACAUCAGCUUCCUCAACGCACUCCCGCCACCGCUGGCCAGCACGGCCGACGACCUCACGUCCCCCGGCGGCAGCGUGCACAGCGGCCACAGCGACCCCAACACGAACAAUGUCCCGCCACCGCCACGAUCGGCCGGCGCACAGUCGGCAGGGACGACAAGCUCGCAGUCGGCCUUCCCAACUCCUCCGCCCCAGUAUUCGCAUCCCCAACAGCCGCAGCAUCAGUCAUCGCAUGCCAACCUGUACCACCAGGCACAACAGCAGCCGUUCUCUCCAGGAAGCGCACCCUUUCCACCCCGGCAACAGCCACAGCCACAGCAGCAGUUCACGCCGCCUCCGCCAGGGCAGCAGUCGGCCAAGGCGCACCACAGCCUGCUGGGCGGCAAGUCCAAGGGCGGUGCCCAGGCUGUCGCCCCGACCUAUCCGCAGCCGGCCACCCAACAACAGCGCCAGCAGCAGCCGCCGCAGACGUUGCACCGACAACAGCAACCCCAGCACGCGUCUUCGUCCCAGAUGACCACCCAGCAGCACGCCAUGUCCAACGUCGACGUCACCCCCGCCGACAUCCGCGACACCACAAACAUGCUGCGCGAGCUCUACAAGAUGGAGCUGGCCAUCCACGGCGAGCGCUACGCCAUCCACGAGGACGACCAGACCCGCAGCCGCGAGAUGCGCCGCAAGGCCGACCUGCUGCGCGAGGAAAUCGAAAACAACGUCACCACCUGGCGCACCACGGUCGGCGCCCGCUGGACGCGCGAGGAGCUACAGCACGUCGAGUACAGCGUGCAGCUGAUUGGCACCCUGCGGUCCCUGGGCCAGACGGAGUCGUCGUGA